AUGGAUGCGGAUAAGCGGAAGCGCGACGACGGAGGAGAAUUAGAGGGGAAGAGAGCGAGAGGAGUCGAGGAAGAUCGUAAAAGAGGUCAGGAGACGGUAACGGAGGAGGAGGUGGAGGAGUUCUUUGCGAUACUCAGGCGGAUACAGGUGGCAGCCAAGCACUUCCGCAGGACAGCGUCGAUGGAAUGGAGGCGCUCUUUCGAAGUUGAAGAUUUUGAGGAAGAUAACGAGUCUCUUAUGAUGAAAGACCAAAAACAGGAAGAGAAAAAAAGGGAGGCGGGGGCGGAUACGGGUUUGGAUCUUAACACACAUCCCGUAUGA
Malus domestica (apple) is the source of this 321-nucleotide messenger RNA. NCBI's taxonomy places the organism in Eukaryota, Viridiplantae, Streptophyta, Magnoliopsida, Rosales, Rosaceae. The record is from RefSeq and is a predicted model, not a curated record.